This is a messenger RNA of Panicum virgatum (switchgrass), 968 nucleotides long. Its product is annotated as protein PHOTOSYSTEM I ASSEMBLY 2, chloroplastic-like. The transcript is spliced from 4 exons. Lineage: Eukaryota; Viridiplantae; Streptophyta; Magnoliopsida; Poales; Poaceae. The record is from RefSeq and is a predicted model, not a curated record. Bases 116 to 511 code for a protein of 131 amino acids.
GGGGGCGCUGCUGCGCCGGAAGGCCGCCGGAUCCAGUUCGACCGCCACCGCCGCCGCUCACGUUCCCUUCUGGAGCGGUGGGUGGGGGAGGCGCGAGCACGGAGCUCCUGCUCGGAUGGCGGCGCAAUGGAGCACCGCGGCGAGCCUGGACCGGUGGGUUGCUCACUGGCGCCUCAGCUCGCCGCUGCCGCCACCGGCCGUGCGGGCGAGGAGCACGGGCAGGAUCGGCUGCGCGUCCGUGCCAAGGGAGCUCGCCGCGGCCGCGGAGGCGGAGCAGGCCGCGCCGCCGGUGGUCUUCGACGACACUGAGGAAGAAGGUGUAGCCUGCGAAGCGUGCGGCGGCGCGGGGUGGCUGCUCUGCGACUUCUGCGAGGGGAAGAACAACAACGUCAAGUCCGAGGGCAGCCGGCUGUACCGCCGCUGCCCGACCUGCAAAGCCGCGGGAUUCAUCCUGUGCCCGAGAUGCAGGGUGUACAAGUGCGUCACCUACCCGGAGAGCAACGAGUCAUGACGGGCCCUGACCAUCUGAAUUACGUUUUCUUUCCUUCUGAUGACUGCGUUGUGGAUCAUAUUUCAAGUAUACAGAUAUACAGCACACUGUAGUCUCACAUGCUCUGAAUCUGAAUGCCUGACAAGUGUUGUUCGCAUAGUGAUGGAUAAGUCUUUGCUGAAGGUCUUUGUGGUCUCUUGUACCUCUGCAGCAUCUUGUAGUCCUUAGCAUCUUGGACUGCAAGCAUCUCUUGUACCCUGUAGCAUCUUAGACUGCAGGAUAGCAGUUAGUGUCCUCUCUAGGACAGCAGUUAGUGUCCUCUCUAGGACAACAGUUAGACUAGUGUUAGACUAGUGUUAGACUAGCAUUAUUGGCUUCGUUUGCUGCCCAGCAGCCUGUUGUAUAUAUAUGUGGCCACCCUUCCCGUUGGAAGGCAUGGCAUUGUGAGUGUGAAUGAAGAAAAACCCAGAAAACUUCA